Cyprinodon tularosa is the source of this 4236-nucleotide messenger RNA. RefSeq names its product VPS54 subunit of GARP complex (gene vps54). The record is from RefSeq and is a predicted model, not a curated record. NCBI's taxonomy places the organism in Eukaryota, Metazoa, Chordata, Actinopteri, Cyprinodontiformes, Cyprinodontidae. Gene Ontology annotation, molecular function: syntaxin binding. Gene Ontology annotation, biological process: retrograde transport, endosome to Golgi; Golgi to vacuole transport. The transcript is spliced from 24 exons. Gene Ontology annotation, cellular component: GARP complex. Bases 163 to 3138 code for a protein of 991 amino acids.
CGCAGUGCAUGAUGGUCGUUGUGCCGGUGCUAUCCUGCUCGGUAUGAAUGUGUGUUAUUCUGCUCACAGUCCCAUCAGUGUUCAUGUGAUGUUGAAGAGGAGAUAUAUCGACCAGAGCGCUUUACAAGUCAGCUAGCCUCCUGGGAGGCGAGCCCCAAUGCCAUGGCCUCCAGUAACAGCUCCUCCCCAGUGCCUCGCCCUGCAGGUGGGGGUCGAGAUGGGAUGCACCGGAAGGAGCAUGGCUCCUCGCCUCUGCGCUGCCGGGCCGUUCGCUCCUUACCGGACGUUUGCCCCAAGGAACCAACGGGUGAGGGGCGGAGCCUGUGCAACGGUCCCUCCGUUGUGGCGGAACACGACCGAUGGACGGUGUACAGUUCAAAGGUCAACCUCCCCGCAGCGCUAAAUGAUCCCAGGCUGGCCAAACGAGAGUCGGACUUUUUCACCAAGACAUGGGGGCUGGACUUCACAGAGACCGAAGUCAUGCCUUCCUUCCACCUGCCCAACAUCACCCGGGAACACUUCGGGCCAUACUCGCAGGAAAUGAGUCAGAGAGAACGAAUCCACGACCGCUGCAAGACGAUCUGUCCCAAUAAAGACGAUGUGGAUGCAGUUUCCAGUGUCACAUCCAACAGCGAAAAAUCCAGAGCCGAGCUAGAACAAGUUCCAAAGAUUUUUAUGAGGCCAGAGUUUGCUUUGGAGGAUCCGGCUACUUUCAACACUGUGCUGCCUUGGUCACACUUUCACAGCGCGGGGGGGAAAAGCCGAGACGUGGCUUCUUCUAAACUGCUUCAGGAAAAGCUGAGUCACUACCUGGACGUAGUGGAGGUCAGCAUCGCCCGGCAGAUCUCGCUGCGCUCCGAGGCGUUCUUCCACGCCAUGUCCUCACAGCACGAGCUGCAGGACCAGCUGCAGGAGACGCAGCGGGCGGUGGCCGUCCUGCGGAGCCGGACGGCGGCGAUCGACCGGGUCAUGUGCCAGGGGCCCCUCCGGGCCCUCCGUACCGCACUGACUCGCAACAACUGCGUGAAGCUGCACAACAAACUGAAGCUGAUGGCGGCGGUCCAUCAAACGCAGCCCACCGUGCAGCUGCUCCUCUCCACCUCUGAGUUUGUGGGAGCUUUGGAGCUCAUCUCCACCACCAAGGAGGUGCUGCAGCAGGAACUGCAGGGAAUCCACAGCUUCAGACAUCUGGGCUCCCAGCUGUGUGAGCUGGAGAAGCUGAUCGACAAGAUGAUGGUGGAGGACUUCAGCAUGUAUGCACGCAGCGACCUGAACCGCAGUCUGAGGGAGGAGCCGCAGGUGCUGGAGAAGGUCCAUCUAUCAAAUGCUGCUUCUCAAAAGGAGCGUCUGGAGUCGCUGGCGUUGGGUCUGCUGCGGCAGAGGAAGCUGGACUUCCUGGAUAUCUACAGCGAUGAGAUGAUCUCAGCUGCUAAGGCCAUCGUCUCACAGUGUGUUGCAGACUGUGUUGUGCACAUGGAGGAAAUUGACACUGAAGUUAUCGUUAAGCUAGCUGACCAGAUGCGUCAGAUGACAUUCCCUCAGUGGUUCGAGGUGCUGGAAAACAUCUUUGAGAGUUUCCUUCUCUUCCUGCAGAGAAUCAAGGACACUUUAAACGUGAUCAGGAAUGUAGUUCUUCAAAUUCUCUCUUCGAACCACAAAAAUCGACUCCUUGCAGAAAGUAGUUUGGUGUCGGCGGGCCCAGAAGCCUCCCAGGGUCCGCUGGGCUCGCAGGGGGAAGCUGAGCUGGCUUAUCUCACCCAUGAAGGUUUGUUCAUCAGUGACGCGUUAAGUGAAGCCCAGCAGCAGGAGUCAGCGACUGCGGGUCAGGAUCAGCGCUCCGCAGCGGGCUGCAGGUUCCAGCAGAACCGGACUGAACCUGCGGCAGAGAGCGACUCUUCCAUGGGAUUUACAGAGACGUCUGCCGGCAGAGAACACAGCUUCAUAUCUGGAGACAACUUGAUGCCCACUGAGGCGGAGCUGAACCGCCUGAUCAAUGGCCUCCAGGAGCUGCUGCACAUGGCCUCCGACGUCAGCCACGACCGCUGCGUUAAAGUCCUCACUGCGAGAGCCAAGGACGGCUCCCUGGAGCGCCUGAGCUCGGCAGAGUUUGUGUCUCUGUCUCGGGCGGUGGAGCGCUUCGUCAGGGAUACAGAGGAGCUGUGUGGCAGGCGAAGCGUCUCCCUGAGGGGGGCGCUGCAGAGCCAGGCUAACCGGUUUGUCAACCGUUUUCAUGAAGAGAGAAAGACCAAACUAAGCCUCCUCCUAGACAACGAGCGCUGGAAGCAGGCUGAGGUUCCAGCAGAGUUCCAGGAUCUGGUUAACUCCAUCGCCGACGGCAGGAUAUCCCUACCUGAGCGCAAAAUGUCAGGCCAAGAGGAAAAAAAACCUGCAGAGUUUCUGCUCGUUAACGGACAGAAAUAUGCUGUCGUUGGAACUGUUUUGCUGCUGAUCCGGAUCUUUCUGGAAUACUGUCAGUGUGUGACCGACAUCCCGUCCAUCACCACAGACAUGUUAACUCGUCUGUCUGACCUGCUCAAGCACUUUAACUCCCGCAGCUGCCAGCUGGUUCUAGGAGCAGGAGCUCUGCAGGUCGUCGGCCUCAAAACCAUCACUACCAAAAACCUUGCAUUAGCAUCCCGCUGUCUACAGCUGGUGGUUCACUACAUUCCCAUCAUCAGAGCUCAUUUUGAGACCAAACUGCAGCCCAAACAGUUCAGUGUCCUCAGACACUUUGACCACAUCACCAAGGACUACAACGAUCACAUAGCGGAAAUCUCUGCAAAGCUGGUGGCCAUCAUGGACAGUUUGUUUGAGAAGUUUUUAUCAAAGUAUGAAGUGAAGGCCCCGAUGCCAUCAGUCUGCUUCAGGAACAUCUGCAAGCAGAUGGCCAAGAUGCAUGAAGCCAUCUUUGACCUUCUGCCUGAAGAACAGACGCAGAUGUUGUUUCUGAGGAUCAAUGCCAGUUUUAAAACGCACCUGAAGAGGCAGCUGGCUCGACUCGGGGUCAGUAAUGAUGGAGGACCGCAGCAUGGGCUUGUUGUUGUGGACGUGGCCUUCUACACCGAGAACAUCCAGGCCCUGAAGAGCCUCGAAAGACUCGACCUAAACAUGGCUGAGAUCUGGGAGCAGAAGAGGUGAUGGAGGAUCGGAACCUCCAGAUCAAACAAUUCGCCCGCACCCAGAACGGAGGGGCGACCUUGGCCGGGAGCGGGCGGGGGUGGACGAGGCCCCCUGCAGGGACCAAAAACACUAUUGUAGGAGCGGAGAGGCAGCAGGCUGGAGCCUCCUGCAGACUAUCACCACCUCAUCCCACUGUGUGCAGUUCAACAGAAAUACUAGUAAAUUAUUGGAGCGGGUUAAUGGGAGGAAGGAAGGAUGGAUGGUGGGCUAAUUUAUUUUUCUGACUUUUUUCUUAACUGGCUGUGACGGUAAAGGGGAUUUUCUUACUUUUUAUACUAACAAACAAGCAGCUUUGGGGGGGAAAAACCUGAAGAAGUUAAAACAUCUCGACUGUGAAAGCAUCAGAAACCUCAGCUUCGCCCCGUUUUUACCAAAGCAAAACAGUGUAGUGAUGUUGGGAUUCUGCUGCGUAACCAAUCAUUCAGCAGGGUUUUUAGCCGGCUGCUAUUCUGGCUAAAAUGUUGGCAGAAAUUUAAAGAAGGCAGAGUAAUCAGUCACAGGUGAGGGCUAACUGUCACACCGACAAAAACUCCGUCUGCGGCCGCUGUUAGCAGCUUUUCACUGGAAAAUUGUGAAACAGUUGAUGGGGUCGGAUUAAAUCCCCACAUUUUUAUGGUUCGGUGCGUUUAGUUCAGUAGCGGAGCAUUUCCCUGCCUCAGCUGCCUCUGAACAAUCAGUGAGAGGGAAAAUAGAGGCGCUUCGCUCUCCCACAAAGACAAAAGCAUCGAAAUCCAGGGAGAGGAAGCUACUCAAAAUUUGACGGGGAUGUGUGCUGCUGUGCGUUCGCUGCCAGUUUGAAAUCGGUGAACUGGAAAACAUCUGAGCACAUCUGUCUCCUGUUUGACGCUGAAAGCAUGAACGCUCGUCACUGUUUGCUUCAGAAGUGCCUCUUUUACGAACGGCUGUUAGAGACCACGCAUCAGAGCCGAGUGCCUACCAUACCACUGUGUGUCUGCAUGGGAGAGGGAACGCCUGAGUCCAGGAGCACGUAUGAGAGUCCAAACCGCCGUGAUUUUCAAUCCUGCUGUGAAUAAAAUGGAAUGAUGGAUGAUUACA